Centruroides sculpturatus (bark scorpion) is the source of this 2743-nucleotide messenger RNA. RefSeq names its product lysosomal thioesterase PPT2-A-like. The record is from RefSeq and is a predicted model, not a curated record. The annotation marks the transcript as partial. NCBI's taxonomy places the organism in Eukaryota, Metazoa, Arthropoda, Arachnida, Scorpiones, Buthidae. Gene Ontology annotation, molecular function: thiolester hydrolase activity. Gene Ontology annotation, cellular component: lysosome. The transcript is spliced from 4 exons.
AAACAUUCAAGGACAAAUGUUACUGUUAUAAACCUUUAUGACGGACUGAAAAGUCUUUCUCCAUUAUGGGAACAAAUCCAUGAAUUUGGAAAUUCUGUAUCAAAAAUAAUGAAAGAAAAUCCAGAUGGUAUUCAUAUGAUUGGAUAUUCUCAAGGUGGUUUAAUUGCAAGAGGAAUUAUUUCAACAUUGGACAAUCAUAAUGUAAAUACAUUUAUUUCUCUUAGUUCACCACAGAUGGGACAAUAUGGUGAUACAGAUAUCAUUAAAGUUUGGUUUCGUGAUUUAAUCAAGAAAUAUGCUUAUAAAUUCUUCUAUACAAAUGAAGGACAAUUGAUAUCCAUAGGAAAUUUUUGGAAUGGUAAUUAGUAUUUUUUAUACAUAAGAUUUGCAAAAUAAAAGCUAUUUCUGAAAUGCUAUGAUAAACCUAUAAUUGUUCAUAUUAAUAAGUUAUUGGUAAAAGUAGAUGGUUAAAUUAUUAUACAGGGUAAGCCAAAAAGAUUAUUUCUAUUUUGAAAAAACACUACAUGUUUCAUUGAAGACAUCUCAAUGAACAUGUAACAGUGCAUGUAGAAACUCAAAGUUUUUUGAUCCCUACAGAUGCUCAAUAUGCACACCUUGAGUGACAUAGCAUUUGUCUAUGCAACAAUCUAGUUCCUGCCAAACACAAUUCAGUGUGUCUGCUUGGAUUCCAUCAUAUUGGAAUAUGAAAUUGGGUGGUCUUGUAGCUGUGGCAUCAACCAUUUUGUCAUCAUCCAGAUAAAAUGUGACAGUGAUUUCUGCAAAAAUGAAUGGCUUGUACAUCUUUUCAUGCUAAACAAUUUAGAACUCAUUAAUCUAGGGGUAAUUAUGCAUAUGUUCUGCAUACAUGAGUUUUCAGUUCUCCAAACUUAAAUGUUACAGCAGUACACUUUACUGUUUACAUGAAAGAUGGCUUUACAACUGACACCAACCUGUUUACAAAAGCAUCUGCAGCAAGUCCUGGAAUUGAGUGCAGAAGUCAAGCUGGAUGUUCUGAUCAACUGGUGUUAUGGAAAAAUAAAGCUGCAUUUGGUAUGAUUUUUACACUGUGACCACUUUCUUAUAAUCCUCUAUAUAGUUUUCUGUGGAAUACCAAGUUCAUAACUAUAGAAGUAGGUAGAUUUUUUUUUUGGCCUGCAUUGGAAGGUCUGUUGCAUGUGCUCCAUGUUUUCUUCCAAUAUGGAUGGUUUCCAGUCAAUUUCUUCAUACACAAGCAACCAGAUUCUUGAAACUGUGUAAACCAUGCAUGAGUUGUCUUGCUUGUUGGUAGCUGUUUCACAUAAGUGAUGUGAAAACUAUGCUGAAAGGUAAUAACUAGAGUCAGGAUUUUUGGGUGCUGCACCCACUUGGUUUUUGAAAGGGGCAAAGUGUAAAAAAGACAAACUACAUCAGUUUUAGUGCAGUAGACCCACUCAUUGUCAAAUUGUUUAGCACCCAAAACACAGACCUGUCCCCAAAACAGUGACUAGCACCCAAACUAUAUUUUGCACCCAGCUUUUCCCUUUUUACGUUUUCAAAGAAUAUGCUAACGAUUAUCUUUUUUUAAUUAAUUCACUUGAGGGGGAAAAAUAAAUUCGUUAAACCAUACCAUGUAUGCUGAGGAAAAAAAUAUGAUAAGUAGCUGACUCUCUUCUUUUGUUGAGAGCAAACAACUAAACUUUAAGGUUGUUCUAAGAAUGUAAACAGAUUUACUGAAAAUCUGCAACAUAAUCUGAUAAUCAUAAUUUUAUAUUACAUAAAUUUUUAACAUGUCAAAUAAAAUUGGGAGUAUGAUAUUUACAUAUAUGUAGCAAAAGCAAAUUUGACCUUGCUAAAUUUGUUUUUUUACAAAAAGCUUCAAGUUGUAUUUAGUGCCUUAAAGUCAUUGUACCUGCAAUAAUUUGGCUGAAUGUUAGACAAUCUUCAAGCAAUAUUAGUGAAGGAACAAAGUACAGUUUGAAGGCUUUUUUUUGUGAUGAUGCUUGUUUUCCUAAUUUAUAAUCAGUGUGACAUUGCUUCAUUUAAAAUUUCCUGUAGUUGUAAUCUGUGUAACAUGCACUUUAUUCACAUGUUGAGUCUUACUGACAAAUCUGCUUCCAGUUUUCUUAAGUUUCUUUUAUUUAGAUGCUUUCACUUAGUUUUACUUUUCAAACUGGUUCUAUCAGUUUUUUUUAUAGGAUUUCAAGUAUUUUUCAGUCAUCAAUAACUUUAGCUUUAUAAUAGAAAAAUUUUUAUGAUAUUAUAUUCACUUAACAGUCAUAUGAUAGCCUGCAGUGCAUCAUGUCACAUAAACUAGUUGACUAAUAAUAUGACAAAAUUUUAAAACAUUCAACAAUGAGUUGCCUAAGUUUCCUGACUAUUAAAAAAUAACUUUUCAAAUAAAUAAAAUUUAUAGUGUCAUCUGUUGAGAUUUUGUUGUAAAAACUUUUUAUGAGUUUUGAAAAAAUUGUAAAUGCUAUUGAGUGAAAUCUUCUUAAGUCCAAACCCUCUCAUGAAAUAACACAACACCCUUUUAUCACCUUACUCCCUCAACCUUUACCAUCAAAAUUUAAUAGCAUCAAUUUCUCUUAAACACAAGCUACCAUGCCAAAUUUUAUUUUUUCAUUAUUAUCCCAUCCUGAGAUAUUAAGUGAAUUAGACACCAACAUGUGCAUGCAAAAUUUUUUCAAGUUUUUUACUUUUUUGGGUUUGGGAGGGUUUCGAUCGUGAUUUGAAAAGAAAACUGAGGGUAAAAUUCGGCACAAUU